UACAUGAAUCACUGAAACUCUCAACACUUUCACAUUCUUAAUCCAAACCAAGAUUCCUCUUACUUGUUCAAGAACAUGCUUCUAAACACCCCUACUUGUGCACACAUCUUCACCCCAAAAAACCACCAUCUCACCACCACUUCUUCACUUCUGCCCAAAACCCUUUUCCCCCCUUCCGGGCUGCCCUUUUUUGGUACAAAAAUCAAGGGUUGUUCAUCAGUUUGUGGGUUCACAUCUGGGGUUCAAAGAUCAUGCAUCAAAAGUUCAUUGAUUGAAGCCCCUGUAUUGUGGGCUGGUAGAGUGUGCAUAUUUUAUGCCCUGUUGAAAGCUGGCUUGGCUGGAUCCCCUUCUAAUCCACUCUCAGUUUCAUCCACAUCAGAGCUUGAGACUGAUGGUGAUGAUUUGGGUUUCUCCAAAUGGUUUGAAAAGUUCAAGCAGAACCCAGAGAAAGAAGCAGCAGAUAAAAGAAAACUAGUUAGCAAAUGGCACCCGACGACAAAGGGUACGCUUCGACGAAACUACAGAGUCCAAUCGAAAACCGAGGGGCGUCGGCUUCUAAAAGCCGUAGCCUCCUUACUUUCAGACGACGAUCACUUCAGAGACGCCACCUCUCACAAGGGUUGUCAAAUUAGACGAGAGAGCGCUCAUGGAGAAAGCGUAUGCUGCAACAACGUGAGAGCGUUGUUUGAUGAGCUCCCAACACCGCAUUUGGUUGUCGAGAUCACUCCGUUCCCAGCUGGCCCGCUCUCGGAAAGUGAUUACGCUAGAGCUGAAAAGUUGGAAAGAGUUCUUAGAUCGGGUCCUUCUGUUUGAUCAUCGUGUUGUGUGUAACAUAAUGUACAUAUACAUUUUCAUUUAAUCAUCAAAAUUUGAGUUGUGUCAAAGAUUGUUAUACUGUUACAAGUUGUGAAAUUUCUAAGUGAAUGGGUAGAAGUUUGAGAAAA
Helianthus annuus (common sunflower) is the source of this 944-nucleotide messenger RNA. RefSeq lists its product as uncharacterized. The record is from RefSeq and is a predicted model, not a curated record. Gene Ontology annotation, cellular component: chloroplast envelope. Lineage: Eukaryota; Viridiplantae; Streptophyta; Magnoliopsida; Asterales; Asteraceae. The transcript has 4 exons. Bases 76 to 813 code for a protein of 245 amino acids.